Zootermopsis nevadensis is the source of this 3925-nucleotide messenger RNA. The record is from RefSeq and is a predicted model, not a curated record. Lineage: Eukaryota; Metazoa; Arthropoda; Insecta; Blattodea; Termopsidae.
GAAACACUUUGUUCCCGCUCCAGUACUGGACUGUGCCCAGUACCAGAACGACACAUCACGUUCACACAUACACACACAGCGCAAUAGCUGCUUCUGCGUCUCGGUGUGACGCAGGGCUGGGUGCGUCUGUGAUUGGCGUCUGUUGAAAAUUAACCCUGUUCCAUUCCCGAGCAACAUCAAUACAAACAACGCCGAGGCUCUGUGCAGAUCUGAACAAUGGAGUGAAGAAUAUUUCAGGUACACGAUAAAGAACUCUUGCCAGAUGUUUAUACGAGACGAGUGAAAUUCGAUUGUUAUUCUGACAGCUGAUACAGAUAAUCACUAAGCGAAAUAUAAGGUUAUGUUGUAAAAAAAAAGAUUGAACAUUCUGUGCUGGUGGUAGAGAAGUGUACGAAUUUGGUUUGCAGUUCUGAAAAUGAUCUCCAAGAUUUUCAUAAAGAACUACAGAACGAAACAUUGGUGCAUUGUUUGGAAGCGUUUGUAAACCGUGAAUACAUUGUCAGUGCUGGUGGGUUAAUGGAACAGCAGGGGAACAUGAGCGGUGAAGAUAUCGAUGUGAGUCUUCUAGAUUCAACACCGUCUGUAGGUGGAUACCACCGCUUUGGAGGAACAAACUGCAUCCACUUCCGCCCUGAAGAUGGAGACAUUGCAACCCAGAUGAUUGACAUCGACUGCCAAGUAAAAUAUUCUGUCUAUUCCAAUACAAAUGUCCCUCCAGAGCUCCUACACUAAUUAAACACGUCUUUUUAAGCUAGGUGCGUCCAUUUUAUUUUCAUUUCGUGGGGAUGUAUAAAUUAUUUCUAAGAGUAAGGACAAUUAUUUGAUCAAUAUAAACGCGAUUAAGUUACGCCCUUUUUUCCGAGCUUCGAGACAAAAAACAAAAGAAGAAAUCAAUAUUUUCCCCCCUGCUCAUAUAAAAUGUUGUAUUGGCUUCAAAGACAAAUAUUUUUGCAGAGUAUGUGACAGUUCUGAUAAAGUUUUUAGGGAGACAAUUAAAAUAUAAUGAAGAGGGGGUAAAGAUAAGACAGUGUGGAGUUUUACAAGGCAAAACUCAGUCACGCAGGUGAUGCUUAUCAGAAGUAAUUAUACAAAUAAGAUAACAAGUAUUUUAGCUAAGGCAAUUAGCUUGUUCCUAAGGCAAAGACCUCUCAGAGAACGCAUUUUAGUUUGAGACCUGGCACUUGUAGUGGACAGCAAAAGGAAUUCUUCUCUGCCUUACAUAAGCCUGUAUAAACCCACUUAUUGCUAAGAAACACAGUUUUAAAACAGAACCACAAGAGUAGGUUUUGUGAAAAACUUGGUGUUUCUCUUUGCAGAUGCGCGUAAGCUUCGCCAGUGUCCUUCAGACACCAUGGUUGGGCUUGGUUCACAGACAAAGCCAUGUCUUCGGGUGAUCGCCAUAAUCGCCUGUAUUACUCUGGUGUCCAUGUUCUACCUGCUCGGAUUCGGCCAGCCGAUGCAAGCCAACCCGUCCACACUACCGGUCUUCAGCAACGAACAAGAGAAGAAAGAAAAUUCAUCUGUACCCCUUAAAGAAGGCUACCUGGUUUGGAGUCCGAGCUGCCAGAUCCCCGACAUGGACCCGCAUCACGAGUCAAUUAGGAAAUUUCUGAAGUCUGCAGAAUCCAUUGUGUGUUCAAAGUUUGGUCCACUGACCUAUAUCAACACCCCCACAGCAGCACACGCAGAAAACAACUGGACUGCCCCGUACGUUCUGAAAGUUGACCCUGGAAUGGUGCACUACUAUGUACCAAAUAAACAGAGAUACUCUUGCUGCUACGCGGAUAUCACGCGGGCCAUACCAAAUGUAAAGGAUAACAAAAUGGCAGAUAGCACGUAUAACAUUAACAAAUGUGUGGAUUUUGAGGAAGAAGUCAUCCUAAAGCCAGGGUCAGAAUUUGUCCUAGUCAGAUGUAAUAUCCAUAAGAAAGAUUCUAAAGUAAAGGAGAUAUACAGUAACAUGCACGCCACGGUCCCCGCGAAGCCUCAAGUUCUUGCAAAGCUCGCCAAGACGCAACAGAAAAAUAAUUCACAAGACAGAAACAAGCCAAGUGUCCUUUUUAUAGGUCUCGAUUCAAUAUCUCGUCUGAACCUCAUUCGAACGAUGCCACAAACAGUGUCACAUCUUCAUCGUAACGGUUGGAUCGAACUACGAGGAUACAAUAAAGUGGCCGAUAACACAUUUCCAAACCUGAUGGCCAUCAUCACUGGACUGAGCUUGGACCAGGUGAAAAAGACCUGCUGGCCUACCAGAGAUACAGAACUGGAUGACUGCCCUUACAUAUGGUACGAAUUCAGUAAGCAAGGUUACGUGACAGCUUUCGGUGAAGACAUAACCAAAAUGUCGACAUUCAAUUAUCAGAAGACUGGAUUCAUAAAUCCUCCUACUGAUUAUUACCUCAGACCAUUCAUCCUCGCAGCAGAAAAGGAACUACAAUCAAAGAUGAGAGAUCAACUUAACAUUUGUUUAGGUCCUACAUCAACCACUGAACAUUUAUUAAGAUACGCUACAGAUAUUGCAUCAACGUUUAGACACUCCCUAUAUUUCGCUCUUCUCUGGAUCAACAAUCUGAGUCACAAUAAUCAUAACACUCCCGCGGCCAUGGACUUCCGGUUUAUGCAAUUUUUUAACGAGCUCGCAGAAAUCGGGACUCUCAAUAACACAUUCGUGAUCUUCCUCAGUGACCACGGAAUGCGAUUUGGAAGAAUACGAGAGACAUUUAUUGGAUGGUUGGAGGAACGUCUGCCUUUCAUCUACGUGUGGAUUCCCCUGUGGUACAGACAACAACAUCCUGAGAUAGAAAAGAACCUUGUAACAAACAGAGAUCGUCUUACUUCUCCAUACGACAUCCACAUGACGCUCAGAGACAUUCUUCGUCAGAACCGUGAAAGUGUUGAAAAUACAAAAGAUUUGUCGUCUAUUAAUGGUAGCGCUGGAUGUCCGAAGUGUACCAGCCUCUUUGGGGAAGUACCAUACGAUAGAUCUUGCGGGGAUGCCGGAAUAAAUCCACAUUGGUGCACGUGUAAUCAAUACCAGACGCUAUCAACGACAGGCGACACAGUUCAAUCUGUGGCAAAAUUUGUGUUAUCCGAAAUUCAAUCCCAAUUACUGAAGACAGUGAACAGAACGCAAAUAUUAAAAAAGUGCUCAGACCUGAGGUUAAAUCGUCUUGUGAACGUGCGCGGUAGAGUGCACGAUCAAUCGGAACACAAAGAAUAUGUGGUUAUGAUUGAAACACUACCAGGUGGGGCACUGUUCGAGGCAACUGUCAGACAAUUUAUAAAAAAUAACACAUUUCAAAUGCUGGGUAUUGUGAGCAGAAUAAAUGCGUAUUGGAGUCAAAGCAUUUGUAUAAAUGAUCCUGUACUGAAAAUGUACUGCUAUUGUGUCAGUUCAUAACUGUCAUGUUAUUAUAAUCAAAUUUGACUGUAAGACAUGACCAAGUCAUUGGCUGGUAAGAACAAAAAAACAAACAACAAAUUUUUGACACGAUUUUAUGAACCUUAAGUCACAUUACUAAUAAAUUUGAUACAACAUAAAUAGCUUCAAUAUAUAAUGUAGUGCUUCAAUAGCAGUUUUAUAUCAAACUUCGUUUUAUGUUUAAGGACUUGGAGAGUCCAGUGCAAAAAGGACGUAGUUCCACUUUAAAAAAUUUGAAAACAAUUAACACAACGCAGCAUGGCUCGUUUUUCACUGUAAUUAAUGACUUUAGCUGCGCUGUUCAUCCGCCGAUACAACAUGCAAUUUUUUUUAAUGCAUAAAACGAUAUAAAACUAAACUUCAUCCCAAAUCAGGGUCAACCAUCUUUGCACUGGACCCUUCAAUUUCUCUUCAGUGUACAUAAAUACUCCAAGAUUGACUGCAAAGUCUAAUAUGUAGAUUUAAUAAAAUUUUAGAAUAAAACAAUUAAAAAUUUGUUCCUUA